This is a messenger RNA of Leptinotarsa decemlineata (Colorado potato beetle), 717 nucleotides long. RefSeq names its product TM2 domain-containing protein 1 biscotti (gene bisc). Lineage: Eukaryota; Metazoa; Arthropoda; Insecta; Coleoptera; Chrysomelidae. The record is from RefSeq and is a predicted model, not a curated record.
GCAUUAUUGUUGUCACCGAAUAAACGAAUAACAACAAAAACAUAACCCUACUUUUUUGUGUCAAAAAAAUUAAAUACACAGAGCACAUAAUUAGAAUAAAAAUUAAAGGCAGGGUAUUCGAAAUUCGAAUCUCAAUGAAUAUAUUUUUGAACUCAUUUAUUUUAAUUACAAUUGUACUUAUUGAGACAAAGUGUGAACACUAUAAAGUUAACUGUGAAUCAUUACGUAUGGGACAGUAUUUGUGCCCGGAUCCAGUAUAUGUUAAUGAUUCAAUAGAUCCAAAAACACAACAACUUCGUGGCUGUACAAAAACUAAUAAGGCCAAAGUGAGGUGUAUUGCAGUGGAAGGCCUCAUUUGUAAUGAAACAGGAAAUGCAACCUUUUUCAAAGAAAUGCCCUGCAAAUGGACGAAUGGUUACUCUUUUGAAAUGGCACUAUUGCUUUCAAUAUUUUUAGGAAUGUUCGGAAUUGAUAGAUUUUACUUAGGAUAUCCUGCAAUUGGUUUAGCAAAAUUUUGCACUUUGGGAUUUAUGUUUAUUGGACAAUUGAUUGAUAUUAUAUUGAUUUCAACCCAAACUCUCACUCCUGCCGAUGGAUCUGCUUAUGUCAUUCCAUACUAUGGACCUCAUGUUGAAGUUAUUAAAAGUGAUAACAAUACUUAUAGAUUGGAACAAGACAUUAAAUAAUCAAAACCAAUUCUAAGUCUCCGGAGGUGAA